Gorilla gorilla gorilla (western lowland gorilla) is the source of this 5169-nucleotide messenger RNA. Its product is annotated as histone H2B type F-M. NCBI's taxonomy places the organism in Eukaryota, Metazoa, Chordata, Mammalia, Primates, Hominidae. Bases 4414 to 4860 code for a protein of 148 amino acids. The record is from RefSeq and is a predicted model, not a curated record. Gene Ontology annotation, molecular function: protein heterodimerization activity; structural constituent of chromatin; DNA binding. Gene Ontology annotation, cellular component: nucleosome. The transcript has a single exon.
UCUGAUGAUAUCUUCUUUUUCUGAGCAGAAGCUUAAAUGUGUAGAAAUUUGUUUGAUUCUUCCCUCGGUAAUAUUCUACCUGUUUGAUCUUGGGCAAGUGACACUCUUACGUGGUUCAGUUUCUUUAUCCAUAAACAUGGAGAUAAUAACACUACUUCACGGAGAUCUUGUGAAAGGUAAUUGAAGUGUUCCCUGUAAAGCACUUAGAAAAAUGCCUGGCACAGUCGCCAUUCAGUCAGUGGUGCCUCUUUUUAUUACUAUAGCAAUGCCUGGCUUAAUUGACACCAACCCAUAUGAGUGUCAGCUAUAUGGGUGGUAAUGAAAGGGAGUGCAAUUAACUGGCAAGGUCGGAAGUAGGGUAAGUUCAUUCACUCUGCUGGUUAGCACGUGUCACCUGGACUCUACCAAUGUUCAAGGGAUUGUUAUUUUCAGUGAUAAUAACUUUAAUUAAGUCCUCAACUUUACCAUUGAACUGAAUACGUUGUUGUCCCCAGUCAUAUCAAAUGAUGAAGAAACAUCUCUUAAGAUCCAGGAAAAACUACUGACUUAACAGUGUAGUCACUAAUCAAAGGCAAAGGUAUUGAUUAAUGGAAUCACGAAAAUGUCUCAUAUUUAACUGGAUAUUUUACAUGUGGGAACAACACUCAGAUCUCUGCAGCAAUGUUUUGGUGCAGAAAGCUUGUAUUAGGGGAUUUCCAGACAAAUAAAACCAAUAGGAUAUUUAUCCAGCUAUCUGUCGAGAGAGAUUUAUUGUAAGAAACUGAUUCAUGUGAUUAUGGAGGCUGGCAAGUCCUAAAUCUGCAGGGUGGGCUGGCAGCCUAGAGUCCCAGGUACAAGCUGACGUGACAGUUUAAGUCUAAAGACCAUGAGGCUGAAGACCCAUGGGAGAGCCAAUGUUGCAGUUCAAGCGUGAAGGCUGUCUGUUGCAGAAUUUACUCUUGCUUGGGGGAAGUCAGUCUUUUUGGUCUAUUCAGGCCAAUAUGGAGGGCAGUCUGUUGUACUCAGAUCCAUUGAUUUCAAUGUUAAUCUUACCGAAAAGGACAUUCACACAAACAUUGACAAUAGAAUUUGACCACAUAUCUAGGUACUGUAACCCAACCAAGCCGAAUUACCUAGAUCUCUAUCUUUGCUUAUUUGGGGAAAAAAUCUCCCCCUGGUUGGAAAGACAAGACAAGACAAGACAUGAAAUUGGCCAUCACAGAGCUAAAUGUCAAUCAUCGGGUAAUGACUGUAUAACCCUAACCUGAAAAUUUUCCCCACUCCCUGCUUCCCACCCUUUCUCUCACCAAUCUGCAACAGACUAAACACAUGCUCCCCAACUUACAAUGGAGUUAAGUCCAGUUAAACCUAUCACAAAGGCACAUAAUUUUAAGUUGAACCAUGCUAAGUUGGAGUCCAUCUGCAUUGGACACAAUUGUGCAACAUGGAAUGGCUAUGCAUUUGUUUCAGACAGCUAUUGAAACACACAAUUGAGCUCAGGCAUGGUUGAAUUUGCUAACUGCUGCUUGAAGAAACUCCCGUGGCUGCACGAGAAAAUCAGGUUUCUUGUAUACAUUUGCAGGAAGGCUAACUUAAUGCUUUUGCUUUUACACCUCUGAAUUUAUCACGUUGCCUUCAGGGAAAGAUCAAACUACGUAAAGACUUACUGUAAAGGGGAGGCUUACCUCAGACUGUCUACCUACGUAUUCAUGCAUUGAAGGUGCCAUCACCGCAGUAUGAGAGAGGAUGGCAGGAGACAACGUUCAAGUGCUUGGGUUCUGGACUCAGACUGACGUGGAUUUGAAUUUCUGCUCUUCCAUUUAUCAGCUGUGUGUUCAUUGGACACGUUUGUUAGUUACUGUGUUUCUUGUCUGCCAAAAAGUUGAGGCUAAAAUAUCUACACCAUAAAGAGUUAUUGGGAGGAGUCAAUGUGAUAUGCAGAUCAUGGAGGAAACAAAAUCUGACAUUCUCAUGGGUUUAACAUGGGAACUCAGACAGCUUUGUAGAGAAAUAAUUCCUUUUAAGUGCAGAACAGGAAAGGGGACUGUACCCAAGAGGUCCCGAUGGGUCGUGUGGACUAGCCACAGAAUUCAGCAAUGGUCUCAUAGGUUGUCAUGGGCCAGCCUCUUAUCUAACAUAGGUUCAUUUAUUUAUCUGUUCAUUUAACAAAGAUCUGAGAUCUACUACACUCACAACUUCCUGCAUGAUCUAGUUACAUUGGGAAGUACAGAUUUGUAAAUUUGGACAUGUUUCAGAGUGAAAGGGGAUGCUGUUAAGAAUUACUAAGGACAACAGGCGAAAUCAGGACACAUGGUCACUAUACUAGGGAAAAUGUCUGGGAUAAGGAAAAAGAGGAAAUAGCCACCCUUUACAGCUUCUUCUGUGCCCCCACUCACUUCCACACUCCUUCCCCCUUAUUCCAGAGUGACAGUCUAACGAAAGAGGAAGACUAUUAUAUUGCGUCAAGAAUCAGGGCCAAUCAUAUUUUGGAGAAAGCUUUGUACUGAAGUAAGUGUUUUUAUUGUCUCAUAUUACCAUAGUGGGUUAAUUUUGUCAGACACAUGUGCCUGAAAGUGAAAAAGCCCCACAACAAUCAAAUUGAAAAAAAAAGGAGAGUCGUCCUAGUUUUUUUAAUUGGUCACUAUCAUUUUAUUAAACUUGUGGACAAAUGUAAACCUAAAAGAGCCAGUCUUUCCAGAUGGAUCCCAGUGACUGAGCCUAAAUCUAAACUAGAGCCAAGCUGCCACAUGCAGACUAGAGCUCACAUAUGUACUAGGAAUUCCCCAAAAGCCCAUACCUCUAUCUAACUCUGCAACUUUCAGAGGUCACCUGAACCAACCAGCCAGAGCUCACCUGCCCCUGCCAAUCAGGGCUCAGUCGUGUUGACCAAUCAGAGAUCAACUGAGUCAACCAAUCAGAACUAAUUUUGAAUCCUUUAUUUGCAUGAAUGGACUGUACUGAGAACCUCGAUGGGAACUUUCUCUAUAAAAGCCAUAUCCUCUUUUAGUUCUCUGGAACUGCGCCUUUGUUUUACACUGAAGUCUGCCCCUCCCUGGUGUGCAAGCUGUUCACAGGAAUAGUCUCCUUCCUCCAAAUUCCUUUUCAGAGAACUUCCCUUCGUAAUAUGAUGCCAGAGGUAGGAGACAUGCUUACUCACAGCUUUGGAUUCAAAUCCUUAAUUCACCACAAUUACAAUCAAACGAAAAAUCAAACAAAGAAAUAAAAAGUGGACAAAAACCUCAAACUAAUUUUCUCCUCAAUUUACAAGGCUGAACAGCUAGGAGGGCAUUUAUUGGUUCAGGACUGGUCACCUGCUCACAUUCUGAGCCAAUGGCUCAGGCCCAGGGCUGAAGACACUUCAUUAGUUGAGCCAGUGGAGAGUGGGGUUUGGGUGCUCUCAUUGGAUACUUCCAUCGUAAGUGAUGCAUACUCACAGGACAUUAAGCUUUGCAUUAAAAAAGAUUGUAGACUGGGAAACAAUAGAAUUAGACAAAUGUGAAUGAGUUAGAGUCCUUACUUUAUUUUCUCGGAAGCUUGAAAGGGGUGCUGUUCAUUGAAUUUUUGAUUUAGCUAUUUCUGCACUGUGGGUUUUUGUUACGUAUUUAAAUGAAUAGUAUAAUAGAGGUAAUGUUGAAAAAAGAUUAUAUGAGGUCUGCUUUUUCCAUUAGUAAUGUUUGCCCCGUUUGAUGCUUCUAAAUUGUUAUUUACAGCAGUAAACUGUUUCCCUUUGUGUGUGUGUGUGUGUGUAAUGUGAUUUAAUUUAUAAUAUUUCAGGUAUGAGUUUUGUAACCACGUUUAUAAAUGUUCUCAGAUUUUUGUAGUGUGCAUCCUUCAAUAGGUAUCAACAUCAUGUUUUAUUUUCUUGAAAUAAGUUUUCUCUGCCAGGCACAAUAGCUCAUGCCUGUAAUCCCAGCAGCUUGGGAGGCCAAGGCAGGAGAAUCACUGGAGUCCAGGAGUUGGGACCAGCCUGAGGAAACAUAAUGAAACCAUGUUUCUCACACACACACACACACACACACACACACACAAAAUACAAAACUUAGCCAGGUGUGGUGGCACGCGCCUCUAGUCCCAGCUACUUGGGAGGCUGAAGAGGGAGCAUCACUUGAAACCAGGAGGCAGAGGUUGCAGUGAGCUGAGACCGCACCACUGCACUGCAGCCUGUGCGACAGAGCAAGACUCUGUGUACCUUUGUCUGAGGUAGGCAACCCGGCCACUUAGGCGGGCAGACGCCCUCUGUGAUUGGCUGACAUGAUGCCAAGCAACAGGAUCAUCCAAUCACCUUCAAUGGAGGGAAGAUUGCUGACAGGCUCCCUUGGUGACACUUCAUCCAAUCAUAUGUCGAGUUGGACUGUGAAGUAGAGCCAUGCGACCAUACCAAAGUGCCCCCCCCUUCCCUGGUCCCCAACCGUCACUCUCUGUUCUUGCCAUCUAAUGGCUGCUGCUUCUGCCAUGGCUGAGGCUUCCUCUGAGACAACCUCGGAGGAAGGCCAGAGCAUCCGGGAGCCCAAAGAGGCCAACUCCACGACGGCCCAGAAGCAGAAGAGGCGAAGGCGCCGAGGCUCCCGCAGGCGCCACACCAACCGCCACGGGGACAGCUUCGGGGACAGCUUCGCCCCCUAUUUUCCCCGGGUGCUGAAGCAGGUUCACCAGGGCCUCAGCCUUUCCCAGGAGGCCGUGAGUGUCAUGGAUUCUAUGAUCCAUGACAUAUUGGACCGCAUCACCACCAAGGCUGGUCAGCUGGCCCGUUACACCAAGCGUGUGACCAUCACCUCCCGGGACAUCCAGAUGGCCGUGCGCCUGCUGCUGCCUGGGAAGAUGGGCAAGCUUGCCGAGGCCCAGGGCACGAAUGCCGCCCUCAGGUACACCAAAAGCAAGUGAGCUGUCUCAGGAGCGCCUGAGCACCUGGGAAACCCAAAGGCUCUAUUCAGAACCACCUCCCGUGGCCCUAUAGGCCAGUGGCCCGCCAAGGGGGGGACCCCACCGGAGGUUGGGGUGGGUGGCACCGUUCCAGCUUGGGGGGCAUGUGCCGUGUGGCCUCCUGCGGUUUUUUCAAGCAUUUUUCCCACAGUGCAAAACACUGUCAACUCCAAUAUAUCUGUAGUGCAAUAUGCUCCAAGGAAAAGUAGGGGGUGUUUCCGUAAUCGUGUUUCAUGUCCUCAGUUUCCUAAAUGGCCGUUUUUAUUAGUU